Messenger RNA from Spodoptera littoralis (African cotton leafworm), 387 nucleotides. The record is from the annotation of a GenBank genome assembly. Lineage: Eukaryota; Metazoa; Arthropoda; Insecta; Lepidoptera; Noctuidae.
AUGGCGGCUCCGGCACCGGCAGGGGCACAGGCACCGGCACAACAAGCAGAAGAUGAUGACGACAAUGUAACAUUCAACGUCGAAGAAAUACAAAAAAUCGUGAGGGACAAUGUAGAGCUGUGUUUGGGGGGCAACACGUUCAGCCACACACGGAGCGCACAAUGGAUUUCAAUCAUUACCGAUAAAACUCUAGCGAGAUUAAAUAAACUGAACAAACCCUUCAAAUAUAUCGUGCGAAUUACCAUUACCCAGAAAAACGGAGCGGGCAUUCACACGGCGGCAGCAUAUUACUGGGAUACCGCAACUGAUGGUAGUUGCACCGUGCGUUGGGAGAACAAGUACAUGUACUGCAUUGUCAAUAUUUGGGGCCUUGCCCUUCAGCUUUAG